This is a messenger RNA of Carassius gibelio (silver crucian carp), 4439 nucleotides long. Its product is annotated as gastrula zinc finger protein XlCGF52.1-like. Gene Ontology annotation, biological process: negative regulation of transcription by RNA polymerase II; regulation of cytokine production; regulation of immune system process. NCBI's taxonomy places the organism in Eukaryota, Metazoa, Chordata, Actinopteri, Cypriniformes, Cyprinidae. The coding region runs from base 3068 to 4321 and encodes 417 amino acids. The record is from RefSeq and is a predicted model, not a curated record. The transcript has 2 exons.
GCACACACACAUACAUAUAUAUAUAUUUAUGCUCCUCGCCUCACAAAAUAAGACAAAAGUAUGGCAAACAUUUAACGUUGCUAUUAGAAGUCUAUAUAGAUAUAUCCGGCCAAUAUUUGUAAUUUUUGAAUAUAUUGGCAUCGGCCCAUAUCCGUGUUUAGUAGCGCCGAUUAGUCAGGCAUGUCGGCGGGCAGCCCUUUGUUAUUGGUGCAGUGGAAAGUGCUGCAUGUGAAGCAACCCAAGCCAAAACUUUUGGAAGAUUCAACAACAGACCUGGGAGAUAAAGGUAGUCAGAGAAUUUCACUCUGUAAAUGGGGUGGAGAAGUUGGCAGCUCUCACAAACACUGCAGCGAAACUUUAGUAAAUUGUCUCUGUUACUCAGCCCCACUCACAGACAGCACUGUGCUCGGAGAGACAGCUGUCCUGGAGCUGCCCAGAAAGGUGAAUCACAUUUGUUCGGGAGCAUGGUUUGAUGCAGACAAUAACCAGUUUUCCAUCCAACUCCUUGCAUUUAGGGAUGUCAAUAUUCGAUAAUUUCUAUGAUCGAUCGUCGUUUAAAUGAAUGAUCAAUUAAUAACCUUAAUGCUGUAAAACUUUGUUGACUGUUUCCCAUCAAGGAGUCCGCUGAAUGUGCCUUUUUAAAAAAAAAAAAUGGUUUCGUAGUGUUUGUUGUUUUAUUUUAAAACGCAACUGCAAUGUUUUCAAACGACAUUAUUGCCCUAUCCUGUCUGCUGCCAUUACUGCGUGCCUGCAAAGUGUGACGGUGUGACUCAUUAAAGAAAAUGUCUGGUGAAAGGGAACAUUGGGUAGAUGAUAUCAGGCAGGGGCCAAAACUUACUGAUAAAGUUAUUUUAUUGACAACAUAUUGUAAUAAUGUAAAUAUAUGUAAUGUAAUUAAGAAGUGUAUUAAUUGAUAACAACAAUAAAACCGAACGCUGUCAUUACUAGCUGUGUUGCUAAUGUUUUUUUAUUUUUCAUAAAUCAAUCCGCGGGUCACGUGUGCCGAACCGAAGAUAUUUAUCCGAACGGAUCACGGAUCAAUGAUGAUCCGUUGCUCCACUACUAAACACAAAUGAAAUCCAGCGAAACAGAAUUAAAGAAGCGCAAGUGUUAUGACCAGCACUUUAUUUGAUCCUGUUCUGCAAAAUGUUCUAUUUAGAAUUUUUGCUAUUUGUUUAAAUCUUGCAUUUGCAGUGGAGAUCGUGACAGUGCAUGAGUGCGUGGAUACGAGGAUGAGCGAGCGCGGGUUUGACUAGAUGUAUUUGCAGGUUAUUGCUCAUGUCUCGUUCUGCACAUAUCCAAAUGUUUCCAUAUUUGCAAUGUAUCUGAAUGUUAAACUAUACUAUUUUUUUUUUAAUGUAAACUGGACGGAAGAGAUCAUCCUCUUCGCAUGAGCAAAAACGUCCUUGGCAUAACAGCAGAGUGGUCUAUUUAAACGGACCAAUGUAACCUUUUAAAUGUUUGGUUGACUACUUUAUUUAAAUAAUUAAUAGACUGCGAUGUACGUUUGAAAUAAGAAUGCACUUUAGAUGUUCUGUGUCUUUUAUACCAAACACAAAUGUUGCAGGUUGCUUGUGUGUUUGCAGCACUACUGUUAUUUAUUUUUUUAUAUAUUAAAUGUUUAAUAUUUUUCAGUUUAAGUGAUUUUUAUUUAUAAAAUUGUAUUUAUUUGAAUGUAUACUUAAGUUUACAUUUUUGUUCCAACAACCUUGAAAAAUUCUGCUUGAUAAAAUUCCGGAAGGAAGUCACGCCAAACAACACGAGACAAUCUGGUCAAUUGUCAAAAUAUAAGCAAUUUUCUAAUUAAAAUGCCGCGAGUGACAAAUGCGAUCAUAUUUGUGUAUCUAAACAGACCAGAAAAAAACAACACAACGCACAUGCACACAUAGAGCAACGGGAGUGCAUGGGGGCGAUGGGUAUUUAAACACACAAACAAACAGGGAAACUAAGCAGAAGCGCUUGUCGACCGCCGCGGAGAAUACGCGUCUGGUGUGAACAGGCAGGCGCCGGAUUGCGCGCGAUUUUCCAUUCCGCGACGCUUCGGCGUCCGGUGUGAACCAGGCUUUAGGUUUGUAGACCUAACAGGGUGGAAUCUAACAGGGUAGAAAAUUUGAAACCUAAUUAGCCAUAGCUCAUUAUACUAUUUAUAGUAAUAGUAUUUAUAAUUAGCCAUAGCUAAUGAGCUAAUGAACUUAAUGAAGUGAUCAACAUUUAGGUAGCUAACCUUCUAAAGAUUAACAUAACUUUUAUAUUAUGUCAGAUUUGUUUUUGUUUUGUUAAUUUAAGGACAAACAUUCUCCACAACAUAGCCUAACAGGGUGGAACUUUAAGGGUGAAACAAGCAGGAUACAAUUUCAAAAACUAAAAAAAAAAAAAAAAGGAUUGAGAGUUGAAGCUUACCUCAUUUUGUACAGAUAAAUUCCAGUGGGAAAAAUAAAUAGUCACUUUUAUAGAAUGGUCUCGAUGAAAUUGCAUUCGAUUUUGGAAGGCGAGAAAGUAUGUGCUAACAGGGUGGAAAGUGACUUCAGAGACAUGGUUACUGAAGAAAAAAACAACAACUAUAUUUUCACAUGAUGAAUAUGUAUGUUUAGAGCCAGUUUAGCCUAGUCUAUAACACAAAACAAAUUUUGAAUUUUAUCAUUUCAUGGUUUAUAUUUCUUGUUGAAGUUGAUUACUUUGCACUGAGGACAUAAUAAAAUGUAAUGCAUAUAUCAAUGAAACGGUGUGUAAAAUACAAAAUAGUAUUUAUAAUUUGUAUUAUCCCUGUUUAAGUGAUAAAGACGACCUAAAUAUACAAUUUAAGAUGUAUCUUAUGAUUAAAUAAUUGGGACAUAAAAUUCACUGUAUAACAGGACCCAUAUAUUUGUUGUUUUUGUUUAAGAACUUGAGUGCUAUUUUAUGAUUAUCUCUCCUACAGACUCCCUCACUAGUGUGUUGUCUUGGAAGCUGAUUGAGACACACCCAGAGUUUAUUUAUUUUUUUUCUGUUAAUUAUUCUCAUUUUUAACAGAAUAAAGUGUCAAAACCCACAGAAAAACUCCCGCCGAAGAGACUGAGAUCCACGUGAUAUGGUUAUAAAGAUGGAGUUUAUUAAAGAAGAGAGAGAAGACAAGAAAAUUGAAGAAACAUUCAGAGUUAAACGUGAAGAAGAUACUGAGGAACAAACAAAGAUGGUGUUUAUUAAAGAAGAGAGUGAAGACAUGAAGAUUGAAGACACAUUCAGAGUCAAACAUGAAGAUACUGAGGAGCAAACAAAGAUGGAGUUUUUUAAAGAGGAGAGUGAAGAAACAUUCAGAGUAAAACAUCAAGAUACUGAGGAACAAACAGACUUGAAAUUACAGAAAAAGGAAAGUCAAGAACUCAAUGAAAAUGAAGAGGAAGAUCAGUUUGAGAAACCAUGUGAUUUCAUAACUGGAAAAAAAUCUUUUAAUUGCUCUCAGACUGUAAAGACACAAAAAAGACCUCAAAAGACAGGAAAUGUAAGUUGUUUCCUCUGCCAACAGUGUGGAAAGAGUUUCAAUAGGUUUGGAGACCUUAAAUCCCACAUGAGAAUUCACACUGGAGAAAAGCCUUACACAUGCUCUCAAUGUGGAACAAGUUUUACUCUGAGAGUAACUCUUAGAAGGCACAUGAGAAUUCAUGCUGGAGAAAAGCCUUACACAUGUAAACUGUGUGGAAAGAGCUUUACUCUUAAGGAAAGUCUUAGAAGGCACAUGAGAAUUCACACCGGAGAAAAGCCGUUUACUUGCCAUGAAUGUGGAAUAUGUGUUACUCUUAAAGAAACUCUUAGAAGGCACAUGAAAAUUCACACCGGAGAAAAGCCUUACACCUGCAAACUAUGUGGAAAGAGCUUUAUUCGGAAAUCAGGCCUUAACAAUCACUUGAAAAUUCAUUCUGCAGAGAAGCCUUACACAUGCUCUGAAUGUGAAAGGAGUUUUACGCAUAAGAAAAAACUUGAUGUUCACAUGAGAAUCCACACUGGAGAGAAGCCUUUCACCUGCAAACUGUGUGGAAAGAACUUUACUCGAAAGACAAGUGUUAAAAACCACAUGAGAAUUCAUACAGGAGAAAAGCCUUACACAUGUUCUCAGUGUGGAAAAAGUUUUACAUGUAAACAACAUCUUGAUGUCCACCUAAGAAUUCAUACUGGAGAGAAACCUUUCACCUGCCAACAGUGUGGAAAGAGUUUCAAUGAACAAGCAAACCUAAAUGCUCACAUGAGACUUCACACUGGAGAAAGCCCUUUCACCUGCAAACAGUGUGGGAAGAGCUACAAUAAAAAAGGAAGCCUUAAAAAACACAUGAUGAUUCACACUGGAUAGAAGCUGGUUACAUGCGAUCAGAGUUUUGAAUGUAAGGUAAUACCUUGAUGUGUACGAUCACACUGGUGUGAUUGAAAUGUUCAGAAUGUCAUGUGAUUAAAUUCAAAAUUUAUAUCUA